AUGGGCGGCAGUGUGGACUUGAACGACAGGCGACUUCGACGCCAGAUUGCCAACUGCAAUGAGCGGCGUCGCAUGCAGAGCAUCAACGCCGGCUUCCAGUCGCUCAAGUUGCUGCUUCCACGAAGAGAUGGUGAAAAGCUGAGCAAAGCGGCUAUUCUGCAGCAUACCGUUGAGCUCAUACAGACUUUGCGAGCGGAAAAAAUGAAGCUGCUUGAGGAGAAAGAAGCUGUUAUAAACGCGAAGAAACGAAAGAUUCAAGAUGAGGAUGUACGCGAACGUGAUGUGAUUGAUGAGCUGACGGCGGCACUGGAGCAGGAGCGUCAGCUGCGACAUCUCUACGAACGCAUGUUCACAUUUUGGGCCAGUUUUCCGGUGCUUUCACAACUACUCGCAAAGGCGAACACGUUGCUCCUCGGUCCAUCUAUUGCACACCCGAAUGUUGGUACAUCUUCAACUGGCCAGACACGUGGCGCUGCUGCUGCCGCUGCAUUUACAGGGCUUUUGCCGCCGGCACUUUUGAUUGAUAGUUUGCUAUGCAGUGCACAAGUAAGUGCAGCUGGUCAGCAGCAGCAGACGAGUAGCAGCAGCAGCGGCAGCAGUAGCAGCAGCAGUAGCAGCAGUGGUGGCACGUGCCUCGAUUUGGGUCUCCUGACGGGUAAUCUCAUUGCAGCUCAUCAUCAGAGCAGCGAAGCUCGUCUGGAUGGUAUCAAGCGACCGCAUCCGCAAGCGCAUUCCUUGCCAUCGCCACAGAUGGUCGCUGAGUUACUUUCACAACCAACGCCCUUCCUCCUGAAUUCUCUGGAUAUAAGCACUUGUUCCAAUUUGAAUCCGAACUUCUACACCAUUUUGGAAGCAAUCCGACAGUUAGAAAAUAGUGGUCCUGGACGUAGUAAUGCUAAUGUCGGCGGCAUAGGUGGUGGCGGCAUCGAUAAUCAGCAACAACAGCAGCAGCAGCCGCCGCCGCCGCAGCAGCAACAGCAACAGCAGCAGGCGAAUGUCCUCGUCCGUUAG
Molecule: messenger RNA, 1011 nt
Organism: Gongylonema pulchrum
Lineage: Eukaryota; Metazoa; Nematoda; Chromadorea; Rhabditida; Gongylonematidae
Source: the annotation of a GenBank genome assembly